This is a messenger RNA of Sclerotinia borealis F-4128, 477 nucleotides long. The record is from the annotation of a GenBank genome assembly. NCBI's taxonomy places the organism in Eukaryota, Fungi, Ascomycota, Leotiomycetes, Helotiales, Sclerotiniaceae.
AUGUCGAAGUCUUCACCUGCGGGUGCAAAGUCAAUUCCUACAUCAAGUCCGGACAAGGUAUUGGGUUAUCGAUGCAUGAGAUGUACCAUCCCGGAAAACGCUCGUACAACAACAGAGUGGGAGAAAUAUCAGGCAUACUACACAGUCCAAACACCUCCAAAAUCUUUAGGAACAGGAGUUCUUAAUAAUCAAAACGGAAAAGGCAAGUCUAUCGAUAGAUCGGAACAUCCGAACUAUCCGUUCAAAGAGAACGAGGAUAAAAUUGACGCGUCACGUCGUCCAUGUCAACCUGCGGUUCCACAAAGUGUAGAGGAAAAGGAUGAAAACGGCAAGCAACGUCCAGGUCAACCAUCCCUUCCGGAUCAAUCCCCUGUUUCUCCGGUUGAAGCACCUGCUCCCAAACCGAAGAAAUUGGAGAGGAAGUUCAGCCAAAAACUGAAGGGUUUGGUUCGGACCCUCUCGUGGAGGAAAAAGUGA